AUGGACGCGAUCAAGCCACUUCCUCAGGUCUCCAGCUUCUCCGCUUCGGUCUUUAGCUUCCUCGAUGACAGUUUCAGAGACGCCAAGGAUCUCUCCCAGUCUCCGGCUCUGGUUUCCGGAUUGCAGACCGAGAUUUCCGAAUUGGAUCAGAGAUUGGCCGGGCUGAAUCGCCAGCUCGAGUCCGGUCUUGCCGCUUACGCCUCCUUCUCAGAUCGCGCCGGCGGUCUUUUUUCCGGAGUUAAUGCCAAGUUGGCUGAUCUCUCUUCUUCUGCCUGCGUCCCUCGCUCCGCGUCAGAUGGCGGAAAGGAGGAGGAGACGAUGGAGCUUCCAUCACUGGCAAAGGAGGUCGCACAAGUUGAGUCUGUGCGUGCUUAUGCUGAGACUGCAUUAAAACUUGACACUCUAGUGGGUGAUAUCGAGGAUGCUGUGAUGUCUUCUAUGAAUAAAAACUUGAUAACAUCUCGGUCAAGCAGUUUUGAAGAAGUGCGUCUACAUGCUGUCAACACACUUAAAAAGACGGAAGAGAUACUGAGUUUAGUGGCAAGAAAACAUCCUCGUUGGGCACGUCUUGUUUCUGCAGUUGAUCACAGAGUAGAUAGAGCUUUAGCCAUGCUGAGACCUCAAGCAAUUGCUGAUUACAGAUCCUUGCUUACUUCUCUUAAAUGGCCACAUCAGCUUUCUAACCUGACUUCAUCAAGCCUUGAUUCAAAGUCGGAGAGUGUCCAGAAUCCGCUUUUCAACAUGGCAGGGAAGCUCAAAAGCCAGUACUGUGGGAAUUUCCAUGCCUUGUGCAGCCUGCAGGGGUUGCAGCUGCAAAGAAAGGCGCGACAACUUGGAAGCCAUAAGGGAGAGAAUGUUCUUUUUCACCAGCCACUCUGGGCUAUUGAAGAGCUGGUCAACCCUCUCACAGUUGCAUCUCAGCGUCAUUUUACAAAGUGGAGCGAGAAGCCUGAAUUCAUAUUCGCUCUUGUGUAUAAGAUCACUAGGGACUAUGUGGACUCUAUGGAUGAGUUGUUACAACCGCUCGUUGAUGAAGCAAAACUAGCUGGGUACAGUUGCAGAGAAGAGUGGGUUUCUGCUAUGGUAAGCUCGUUGUCUUUGUACUUGGUGAAAGAGAUAUUCCCUGUAUAUGUUGCUCAGAUAAACGAAGCAAGCGAGACUGAUCUUCGCUCUGAGGCCAAGGUCUCGUGGCUGCAUCUCAUUGACCUGAUGAUCUCUUUUGACAAGCGGGUUCAGUCUCUGGUAUCGCAAUCAGGAAUACUUUCGCUCCAAGAAGACGGGAAUCUUUUGAGGAUUUCAUCUCUCUCAGUUUUCUGUGACAGACCUGAUUGGCUGGAUAUAUGGGCAGAGAUUGAGCUAGAUGAGAGGCUCGUCCAGUUCAAGGCGGAGGUGGAUAACGACAGGAAUUGGACAGUGAAGGUCCAAGACGAACUCAUAUCCACUUCCAACGUUUAUAGACCACCAGUAGUUUGCAGCCUCUUUCUCCAGCACUUAUCGUCAGUAAUCGAACGAUCGAAAUCAGUGCCAGCGGUUUACUUGAGGGCAAGGUUCUUGAGAUUGGCAGCCUCACCAAUAAUUCAGAAGUUUUUGGAUAGCUUACUUCUCAGGUGCCAAUAUGCCGAAGGACUAACUUCUUUAACCGAGAACAACGACCUAAUCAAGGUCUCAAACUCUAUCAACGCUGGUCACUACAUUGAAUCAGUCUUGGAAGAAUGGUGCGAGGAUGUCUUCUUCCUCGAAUUGGGAACUGGUCAGGAAGGUCCAGGAGUGGAUAACUUUACAGAAGCUUCUGAAGGUAUUUUCGGAGACGAGUUUGAGAAGUUGGAGAAGUUCCGGGUAGAGUGGAUAAACAAGUUGUCUGUGGUGGUCGUGAGAGGCUUUGAUGCUCGAACUAGAGAGUACAUGAAAAACAGAAAGCAAUGGCAGGAGAAGAAAGAAAAAGAAUCGACGGUGUCGAGAUCACUAGUUGGUGCUCUAGACUACUUACAAGGGAAAACAUCGAUAAUGGAAGAAAAUCUAAACAAAGCAGACUUCACAGCUAUGUGGAGGAGUCUAGCAUCAGAGAUAGACAAGUUGUUCUUCAACAGCAUAUUGAUGGGGAAUGUGAAGUUUUCUGAUGAUGGAGUCGAAAGGUUUAAAGAGGACAUGGAGGUUCUAUAUGGGGUUUUCAGGGCGUGGUGCGUUAGACCAGAAGGUUUCUUCCCUAAACUAAGUGAAGGGCUAACGCUGCUGAAGAUGGAAGAGAAGCAAGUGAAGGACGGUCUGAGCAAAGGCGAGAAGUGGUUACGCGAGAACAGAGUUCGAUAUCUGAGUGAAGCUGAAGCCAAGAAGGUAGCUAAGAGUAGAGUGUUCUCUUAG
This is a messenger RNA of Microthlaspi erraticum, 2358 nucleotides long. The record is from the annotation of a GenBank genome assembly. NCBI's taxonomy places the organism in Eukaryota, Viridiplantae, Streptophyta, Magnoliopsida, Brassicales, Brassicaceae.